Messenger RNA from Dioscorea cayenensis subsp. rotundata (Guinea yam), 2789 nucleotides. Its product is annotated as subtilisin-like protease SBT1.6. The record is from RefSeq and is a predicted model, not a curated record. Gene Ontology annotation, biological process: proteolysis. Lineage: Eukaryota; Viridiplantae; Streptophyta; Magnoliopsida; Dioscoreales; Dioscoreaceae. Gene Ontology annotation, molecular function: serine-type endopeptidase activity. The coding region runs from base 204 to 2513 and encodes 769 amino acids. The transcript has a single exon.
ACCCCCACACACAAAUAAAUAAAUAAAUAAAGUUUAAUAAAAUAAGCAAAAGCAAACAGGAUUCCCAUGCACUUGUCCGCACCCCAUCUCUCCACUGCUGACUCACUCCUCACAAUUCACUCCCACUCAUUAAAAUAAUAUAAAUUCCCAACAAAAAGCUUCAGUUCUAUCAGACCCCCAGUUCUCUCACUUCCUUCACCGCCAUGGCUUCUCAACAUCCUUCCCUUCUGCUUUCCCUUUUGUUCUUAGCCUUAACCAUAAUAACACCAGGGCAAGCGAUAGAGGAAAAGAAGAAGACUUACAUUUUUAGGGUGGAUCGUGAAUCCAAACCGUCCAUUUUCCCAUCGCACGCACACUGGUAUGCAUCUGCUGAGAUGUCUGGUGAUGCUCUCUCCGUGCUCCACGUGUACGAUACCGUCUUCCACGGCUUCUCGGCCUCGCUCCCUCCCUCUCGCGCCGACGAGCUCCGCAGCCACCCUGCUAUCCUUGCCGUUUUCGAGGAUCGCCGCCGGUUCUUGGAUACCACUCGCUCCCCUCAGUUCCUCGGCCUCCGAAACCAGUUGGGCCUAUGGUCGCACUCCGACUACGGCUCUGACGUCGUCAUCGGCGUCCUUGAUACCGGCAUCUGGCCGGAGCGCCGCUCUUUCUCCGAUUUUCAUCUCGGCCCCGUGCCUUCCCGUUGGCGCGGCGUCUGUGAGUUCCAGCCUUCCUCUCUCUGCAACCGCAAGCUCAUCGGCGCCCGUUCUUUCUCCAAAGGCCACGGAGCCGACGGAUCCGGCCCCGGGAUCAACGCAUCCGUUGAGUUCUUGUCCCCUCGCGACGCCGACGGCCACGGGACCCACACUGCUUCUACCGCCGCCGGUCGCCACGCCUUCCGCGCGAGCAUGUCUGGUUACGCCCCCGGUAUCGCCAAGGGCGUCGCUCCGAAGGCUCGCAUCGCCGCCUACAAAGUCUGCUGGCGCGGAGCCGGCUGCCUCGACUCCGAUAUCCUUGCCGGCUUCGACGCUGCCGCCUCCGACGGUGUUGAUGUCCUUUCCGUCUCGAUCGGUGGAGGUGACGGCGCUGCAUCUCCCUACUACCUCGACCCCAUCGCCGUGGGUUCCUACGGCGCCGCCUCUCGCGGCGUCUUCAUCGCUACUUCCGCCGGCAACGACGGCCCCUCUCCAAUGUCAGUCACGAACCUCGCUCCUUGGCUCACCUCCGUCGGUGCCGGCACCAUUGACCGCACCUUUCCCGCUUCCGUUCGCCUCGGUGACGGCCGGACCCUCUCCGGCGUCUCUCUCUACUCAGGCGCGCCUCUCGCCGUCGACUCCAUGUUUCCCCUCGUCUACCCGGGCAAAACCGGCGGCCUUUCGGCCUCACUUUGCAUGGAGAACUCUCUAGAUCCGAAGCUAGUCAGUGGCAAAAUCGUGAUUUGCGACCGCGGCAGCAGCCCUCGCGUCGCCAAGGGCUUAGUCGUUAAAGAAGCCGGCGGCGUCGGGAUGAUCCUCGCUAACGGAAUCUCCAACGGCGAAGGCCUCGUCGGCGACGCUCACAUGCUCCCCGCGUGCGCCGUCGGUUCGGACGAAGGUGACGCCGUUAAGGCCUACGUGGCAUCUUCCCCAUCCCCAACGGCCACGAUCGUCUUCCAAGGCACCGUAGUCGGCGUGAAGCCGGCUCCAGUCGUGGCUUCCUUCUCGGGCCGAGGUCCCAACGGGUUGAGCCCGGAGAUACUCAAACCCGACCUAAUCGCUCCAGGUGUCAACAUCCUAGCGGCUUGGACAGACGCGGUAGGCCCAACCGGGUUAGACUCGGACAAACGGCGCACCGAGUUCAACAUCCUAUCGGGGACCUCGAUGGCUUGUCCUCACGUGAGCGGCGCUGCUGCGCUGCUGAAAUCAGCGCACCCGAACUGGAGCCCGGCUGCGAUCCGAUCGGCGAUGAUGACAACAGCUACACUGCUCGACAACCAGAUGCAUCCGGUGACGGACGAGUCAACCGGUAACCCGGCGACGCCGUUAGAGAUGGGAGCCGGUCACCUGAACCUGGAGCGGGCCUUGGACCCGGGCUUGGUCUAUGAUUUAUCGGAUCAGGAUUAUGUGAACUUCUUGUGUGAUAUCGGGUAUGGGCCUCGCACCAUCGAGAUCAUCACCCACGCGCCGGUCACGUGCCCAGCGAGAAGAGGAUCAGCGGAGAAUUUGAAUUACCCGUCGUUAACGGUUGUGUUUGACGGCGUGACGGCGGGGAACGGAAGCAAGACGGUGGUGAGAACGCUGACGAAUGUGGGAGCUGACGGUGUUUAUAGAUCGAAGGUGGAGAUGGUUGCGGGGAAAGGCGUGGUGGUCGGGGUGAAGCCGGGGAAGUUGGCGUUCACGAAGACGGAGCCCAAGCGGAGUUUCGCCGUUACUGUGACGGUGACGGAGGAUGCGGUGGAGGCAGAGUCGGGCAUGGUGGGGUAUGGCUACUUGGUGUGGUACGAUGGAGCGCAUGAAGUGCGGAGCCCUAUCGUGGUCUCGCGGAUCCAACCGUUGUGAUUGAUGUAGGGCAGCCCUCACGAUGGACUGUUGUAGAUCGGUUAAUGCGAGUCUCUGCCUUGAAGACGGGAAUAUUAUUAAAUUAUUAUUAAAAAAAGGUGUGAAAAUGGUAAAAGAGAGAAAAAAGGGGAAGGUAGUAGAGGAAAGGGUUUGUUUGUUAAUUUAAGUGUUUGUGUUUUCGAGGAUAAAUAGUUAAUUUAAGAUGUUUGGUUUGUGACUGACGGUGACUGUGAAAGUUGUCUGGGUUUACUUGAAGAAUGGGCUUUAUCUUUCCGG